AUGAAGUACACAGCAGUCCUGAGCCUUCUUUUCGCGGGCGUUGCACUCGCCGACCUGCCUUACCAAGUUCCCGAGAUGAAGGCCAAGAGACAAGAUGGUAUUCAGCCUCCCCCAAUCUGGACUGGCCAACAUCCCACCGGUACAGGCGGCCUACACCCUCCACCUCCUCACGGAACUGGCGGUUUCCAUCACCCACCACACGGAACGGGCACGUACUCUCUUCCAGACCAACCGACUACUACUACAAUUCCGGGGAACCUCGGGGGCCAGGUACGCGACCACCACCACCACCAGCCCACCGGUACCGGUGGCUGGGUACCGCCUACCGGCACGGGCUUCUACCCUCCCCCCGGCGGCGCGGGUCCCACGGGAGGCUUCCAUGGCCCGCCCACCACCUUGCGGACGGAACCCGUGGCCCGGACAGUGGCCGCCUAA
This is a messenger RNA of Pestalotiopsis fici W106-1, 435 nucleotides long. RefSeq lists its product as uncharacterized. Bases 1 to 435 code for a protein of 144 amino acids. The transcript has a single exon. The record is from RefSeq and is a predicted model, not a curated record. Lineage: Eukaryota; Fungi; Ascomycota; Sordariomycetes; Amphisphaeriales; Sporocadaceae.